Molecule: messenger RNA, 1460 nt
Organism: Beta vulgaris subsp. vulgaris (sugar beet)
Lineage: Eukaryota; Viridiplantae; Streptophyta; Magnoliopsida; Caryophyllales; Amaranthaceae
Product: tobamovirus multiplication protein 2A
Exons: 7
Coding region: 213-1049 (278 amino acids)
Cellular component (GO): membrane
Source: RefSeq, a predicted model, not a curated record
AGAAAAGAACAACAACAACAAAAAUGUCCACCUUUUUCUCUCUCCUCUCAAAUUCUGGAAUCCUUCACUUUCUCUCUCAUCCAACUUCUUAAAAUCGGAAGCUUUUUCUUCUUUCAUCGCGAUUUCAACCCUUAAGUAAGAAGUGAAAUUGAGGAGGAAAUUUGUUGUUUUGGGGACUUAAAAGAGGGUUUGUUUAUUGUAAAAUAAAAGAAAUGGGGUGCCAAGGGUUUUGGGGAUGUCUGCUAAAACUACUAAAUUUCUUGAUGACUCUUGCUGGGUUGGCAAUGGUGGGUUAUGGGAUUUACUUGUUUGUCAUGUACAAACAAGCGUCGCCGGAUACUGGUCUUCCUCCAAUUAGUCCUGAGGAGACGAUGAUUCAGCUCGGUCGUCCUUUGAUUAUGUCCGUAUCGUUGUCCAACAGCGUUUUCGAUAAUCUUCCUAAAGCUUGGUUCAUAUAUAUGUUUAUUGGUAUCGGAGCUGUUCUUUUUGUCAUAUCAUGUUUUGGUUGCAUAGGAGCUUCAACAAAAAAUGGAUGCUGUCUAUCAACUUAUGCUGUAUUCAUAAUUUUGUUGAUCUUGUUGGAGCUUGGAUGUGCCGCCUUUGUAUUCUUUGACAAAAACUGGAACGAUGAAAUCCCCACUGACAAAACUGGAAACUUUGAUAUGAUUAAUGAUUUUCUAGAGGAGCACUGGUCCAUUGCCAAGUGGGUUCUUCUUGGAAUUGUUGUUUUGGAGGCAGCGUUGUUCUUGUUGACCGUCAUUGUUAGAUCGAUGAACAGGCCUGCUGAUUAUGACAGUGAUGAGGAGUUCAUUAACCAAAGGCAGUCUGCUAAGCAGCCUCUUAUCAACAGACCACCUCCUGCAACAGGUGUACCUGUUGCUGGUGCCAUUGAUCAGAGACCCAGCAGGAAUGAUGCUUGGAGUGCACGUAUGAGGGAAAAGUAUGGGCUUGAUACUUCAGAAUUUACUUACAACCCGACCGAGUCAGGCCGAUACCAGCAGCCAGCGGCACAGCCGACAGUGGAAGGGAACCGCUGCACUAUCAUGUAAAGAAACUGAAGCAUUGUUCUCUCUGUUGCUAAACAAGUUGGGCAGAUUACAGAAAUCGAGAUCUGUCAAGAAUGGUGUGAAAAGCUCCGAUUUAUAUCAGGAAAAAGUCAUCUUGACAAGUUUGGUGUGUAAAAUUUACAUUUUCAGGUGUUUUUUUUUAUUCCAUCUGAUUUACCUAGACCCAGCUAAAAAAAAGAUUCUUUUGAGUAAAGUCCAUGUCGUGUGUAACUUGCACAUAGUUGCAUAUUUUCCAUGUUUGAGUCACAAAUCAGCUUCGAAAGCUUUAUGGUCUCCACUAAUUAUGAAAGUGCGGUUAGAUUUUUUGCAAAUUUUGUUUAUUUGAUAGCUUUCAGAGUUUAUGGAUUCUCGCUAUAAGCAAAACUUAAUAGAUUCACUUGUAUUCUUAGUGAA